Letharia columbiana is the source of this 4629-nucleotide messenger RNA. RefSeq lists its product as uncharacterized. The transcript has a single exon. Bases 1 to 4629 code for a protein of 1542 amino acids. The record is from RefSeq and is a predicted model, not a curated record. NCBI's taxonomy places the organism in Eukaryota, Fungi, Ascomycota, Lecanoromycetes, Lecanorales, Parmeliaceae.
AUGCAGCCUGCAUUCUUCGAGGAUGGUCAAUCUCUAGCGUCUAUACAUUAUCAUGUGGACGCUUGCUUCUGGAAGGGGAACACCUUCAUCGAUGGAGCUACCUUCCUAGUUCCCUCCAAGCUCCCAGAGGCAAGGUCGCAAUGUUACAGUGUGGACCUGGACAACACCACCGGGGUACAUCACGUCACCCUCCGAAAGGCAGCUCUUCAAACAGGUUUGCCGUUGAUCAGGUUGUCAAAUGCCAACUUCUCCAGUCACGACGUCGAGUUCUCAAACGGAGAGAUGAUGACAGUGCCAAAGCGACAGACUCGCAAGACUCCGUCCAAAGUAUAUGAGUGGGAAAGCUCCAUCGCUCAAGCUAGGCCUGUUCGCAACAUCGUCCGUCAGAUCCAAUUCGGCAUGUUUGGACAAGACAGUGAAGCCGACGAGGUCGAGCAUGUCCACGAUCAGACAAUCUCUGCUCCUGCCGGAUCGGACAGCUCCAUCACAAGGGUCGGACGUGUCGUAGGUCAGCAAGCAGCGGAUGAUCAAUCAAGACUUUCCAAUUUCGCCAAGUCAAUUAUCCACGUCGUGUCUGGGGGUUCAACGGCCUCUAGUUCCAUCGGAGCCGAAGUUUCUGAUGCCGCUGCACAAGCACAAGAGUCUAUUGAAUCUUCAGUCGACACACAGUUGUCGGACAACUCGAGCAUAUCUCGGCGAUCAAGCGCUGGAAGCCAGGGUAACGGAGAUCUUACGUCAACCGUCCCUACUAGUCCCGCGUGGUCGACUCUCUCAACGUUGCCAUUCUGGAAGUCGGCAUUGGCGAACUUACCGCAGGUUCCCAUCGCGCCAGGGAAGCCCAGUUACGCAACCAAAGCGCUCGCAUUGGAGGUUCAAAAGCACGAUGACCUAGGCAAGACCGAUGACCAAGAACAGACUGUUUUUCGUCGUCUGUCUUGGGGUCUGAGAAUUUCAGACCGGCAACUCCUCCACUGGGACGAGAUCCAGGAUGGUGAAUCACCUUACCUCGAGAAAUUUCCUGCUCCUAGAAAUGAUCUUGUCAUGACUCAAGAAGGCCAAAUCGAUGUAGCAGAGGAUGUUAGUAACAACGUCCAAUCUUCUCUGACAUCGGCUCCGCUCACGUCAACGCCUGUCGAAGCUUUGCCAUCAUUCUGCACCAACGAGGCCUACAUCUCUCAAUGCUUUGACGCUCUCGAUGUCGUACGCAUCGAGCUCGUUGGGCGGACAUAUUCGCGACUCUUCCCUCUCGAUCUCGUACUCGAAGCCAAGGGAAAGCAGCAUGCCACAGACGCGCCCAAGAUUCAGCGAUUUCCUCCAGUAUCCGAUGAGUUAGGCGUUGAGAUUGCAAUUGAUAGCGCUUCGGGAGAGCUAUACCUGAGACCAAAGAUGAGUGCUCCAUCAAUGGUCGUCCAGUCCAUUUCGGCCACCAAGGGCACAAAUGUAGCGGCUGGAUCUAGUGUCCCGGCUCAAGACCAGCCAUCGAGCGAUAGUGCUUGGCAGCCACACCGACUGGAGGAUAUUGACUUGACCGCCGUAUUCAACCAGGGAGCCACUGAACUGGACGAUGAAGGAGUCUAUGCAGAGCCGUCGACCAUCGCUUCUCACGUCAUUGGGAGCCGUCUCGCACAGACACAGUAUAUUCCAUCAGAAUAUGCGGACCACGUCGAGUACAUGAUACAGGCUCACCCGUUCGUACCCAGGAUUGUGGUUGAAGCCAAUGAAUACUGGAACUUUAUUAAGGUAUCCAUCAAUGGUACGUGGUACGCGCAAGGCUGUCCAAAAGGCUUCCUGCCACGACGAUCUUUGUUCGAGAAUGACUCCGACGCAGUGUUUCGGGAGUUGCUUGGUCUCGGUAGCAAGCCCCAGGCUGUUGUGGAGAGGCCUCAAGACCUUCGAGUUGGAUUUCCCGUUCAUCACUUCAACUUGAUCGACCAGCCUGUCUUCCAAGAUUCUCGGAAUCCCUCAGCAGUCUCAUAUUGGGCUGCAAUUGCAAGCUAUCGGAAGAUGCAGAUCAAAGACGGUGUUAGCUGGAAGGCAGUUGUAUCAUCGCAGGCAGCAAAAUGGGUGGACCCGUGUACUUUGGACCGAGGCGUGGAGAUCCCUGAUGACCUUCGAGCAAGGCAAAGCUCAAGAACACUCCGCGAUUUUGUCACUGGCCAGACCACCAUCCGAUAUCUGCCUUGUGGUACUUGGAUAUGGGAUGAAUAUGAUUCCGACCAAGAGAUACCGGAAGUCAUGAGCACAGAAACCCGUGAAGCAAUGUUAAAUGCGUCCUCAGCCGCAAACACGUUUCACGGUCUGCAGCGACCAUACUUCAUUACACCGUACGAUGGAGAUAUCAACGUGAACGACGAUGGCACUGGUCAGCGUUCUUUAAGAUUGAAGCAGGGGAGGGAAUGGAAGACCUCGGAGAGUCGCAGCUCUACAAAUCUCCGCUUGGUUGACAACGGCACUGUGCGUGUGUAUUCCUUCAAGGGAAUGGAAAAACCCAGAGUGUCCGAGGUCUUGGAGAAAUACGAGACUGCGGACAUCCUGGUGAUUGACUUGCCUUUCAAAGCAGAGCCCGCAAAUGCCCUUGAAGAGACACCGAACGAAGCAGGUGCUGAUGAGAUCGAAGACGAAUCUUCAGAGGCAGAGACUGAGUUGGACGAGGAGCUAGCCGUUGAUCACGAGACAGUAAAUUACGUCAAUACGUCCACAAGCCUCAUGGUCAUCAAGUCGCCGGCUGCCGAGAAGCCCGACAAAGAUAUGGUACAAGCGCCCGUCGAGGAAAAUUCGCAAUGGUCCUUGAAAUCGGUACUCAAGCAGAUUGUCAGAGAAGCAGCGGAGAAGGCUGCAGAGAACUCGGACAAGUCAAACCCUCCAGACUUCCAAACAGUGACACAUGACGAUGUGGGCGCUUUACGUGACACCCGCAAAGCACAUGUGGCUCCGGUUGAUUCAGAACGCGAUCAGUAUCUUGCGGAAGUGCUUGGACCUAACCCCAACGCUUCAAAGAUGGUAUCCGGACAAGGCAGUGUUCUUCGCACUGCAGAUUUCAUAGAGACUUCGGAGUCACCAGUACCGCCGGAACGUCUUCUUUCGAAACAGGUCCAGACAGAUCUUGAACUGGAAGUAGCACCGCCGCCUGUGCACAGGGUUGCGAAUUCUGAGCUCGCCCAUUGGUCUUCUUCCCCCCAGCGUAUCAUGCGCGGCGAGUGGAACCGCAACACUAUUGGCGAAGAGAGUGAAGAGAAAGAGCGCGAUCCAGGACUCGAUGUGGAUUCCCUGGCCAUGAUACCGGACUGUGCUGAGCGAUUCAAUCUCGCCUAUAUUCUAGACGGGACGAUAGUGGAUCCAGAAUUUGACGAGCAUGUCGCCAUGUUGCUCGGACCUGGCGUCCUCGCCCAGAAAUUCAUGUCCGGACAAGGCGUCAUCCCAUUUACUACGAGUGGCAUGAUGACUCUGCUUGGACCUGGCGCCGUUGGGAAAACGAUGGAUGGCUACGGUAUUACACGGGCCACGAGGGGUAUGACUUUUCUUGGCACUGGUGCAGUUCCUGACAUAGCAUACGCUAUCCUGGCUGAGAGUGAUGGGGCGACUCUCCUCUUCUCAGAUUCUGUUGACAAUCCGAUGCCUAGGUUGGGUGGUAUUCCUAGCACCACGGAUUCCACAGAUACUCGGGAGUCGCCUAUACUAUCAGGGCGCAAUCUAUCGCCUAUGAAGAUGUUCUCUUCGGCGCUGGACCAGCCGAAAACUCCCCCUCAGAGCCCUGAGGCGGUUGAGACCCUUGGAGUGUGGGAAGAUGACGGUAAAGGUGGCUUUAGAUCUCCUGGCAAGCACUGUCCCCAGUGUAUGACCAUAGAUGUGGACAGUCAAGGCGACGACGUCAGCGUCUUCGACUCUAGGACUGAGGAAGCGCCAGCUGCUGCGCAGACAGCUUUCUAUCAGGCCCUGGUCUUGGCAAAUGCGAGAGCAGAAUCCACGGUUGCUGAUCGAGCGACCGACUUCGAAGACGAAGAAGUGUCUUCGACGCCUGUACGGUCCAAAUUAGUGGUCUUGUCUCCUAUCCAGGAGAACUCUCGAACUCCAAUCCAGAGAAUUAGGCGGCCUACUGCCCCCAGACUGCCUUGGAACCCCAACUUUAUGUGGGGUAGCCAUCGGACAUGUCUCCCUGCUCGCAAGCAAGUCUUCAGCUCGGCAGAGCGCGCCUUAGCAGAGCCAGUUUCAGCCGAGAGCAGCAAGACUCAUUCGCGAAACACCUCGUUCUCUUGGGAGGAAACCUCGACAGAGAGCGGAUAUACUCACACGCGGAAUACGUCGGUCUCAAUCACUUCCUCUUCUCCCGAAGCCGUGUCGACCGAGAACGGAAAUACUCAUACGAGGAACACCUCGCUCUCAGAAGCUAGGUCGCUUGAGGAGGAUUUUAACAACGAGCGCGCUGUAUGGGAGGUAGUGAGGCGUGAAGGAUACGCAGCAUCGCGAAUGGCACAGUUUGACUCUCCUGUCACAGCCGCUGCCGCUCUCGGAGCAGCUGCGCCGGAGGAUGCGCUUGCUUCGCCACCAAUGCAGCACGAGGCAAAGGGUCAUACUUCGCACUAUCUGCUCGUCAUUGCGAUCGCCGUCGCUUUCUUAUGGCCUUUCGUAUGA